AUGUUGAAGUCACGGCUUACAGAUUGCGAGUUCGACGGCAUUUUGAGGAACCUGCUUGUGGAGGAAUCGGGCCGCCCUGCUGCGAAGCUUUUCUGGAGACCUCCCAAGAUGCAUAGCCAGGCCAAAGAUGCUUCUGGGGCGUACACGAGUCCCUCAGGACACGGCUUCUGCUACCAAGGUUCACCCAAGUUGGGGAAGUUCGUCUUUGAUGCCCAGGAGGCUUUCGACAGCAUGUGUUCCAGAUUUAAGGCGGUCAUGGAGCAGUACGAGGCCGAGCAGCAAGGGUUGGCCCCUCAAUGCACAAGUUGGGUCACGACUGAUGCAGAUUUCUGCCCCGCUAAUCUGGACACGGCGCUGAAGCUGAGAAUGAGGUCCGGUGUCAGAACCAUUGUCACGUUUUCUCUGGAGCUAGCGUGGCGGGCUGAGUUGAUUGACAUGCGUCGUUUUUCGCGCGCACCGAAGACUGACACGGAAUUCCUCAGCGUGUCCGAGUACGGGUUGACCGCGACAUGUAACCGGCACUGA
Molecule: messenger RNA, 525 nt
Organism: Symbiodinium necroappetens
Lineage: Eukaryota; Dinophyceae; Suessiales; Symbiodiniaceae
Source: the annotation of a GenBank genome assembly